UCCGCUCCAAAGCGUCCGGGGCGGCUGGGGGAAUCGAGCACGGGGCACUGCCAGGGCUUCAUUGGCUCAGCAGCCGCUCGGGCUCGCAGCGCAGGGCCCCGGAACGUACUAGCCUCGGCACGGGGGGCUGGAAACGGUCCCUACGCAGCCUUUUAAAAGAGGGGCAGGGGAGGGUGCUCCGGCUCCGCACCCAGCCAGGUGCAGCCCCCAGGCGGUUUGUGUUGGGGCUUUUACGCCUGGCGCGGGGGAGCCGCCCGACACCGAUCGGCCUGGUCUUGUCUCCUUUCGGCCAGGAUGGCUGCCCGCGGCGAGGUGCCCUCCGGCCGCCCGCAGGCUCCCAGCAUCGCUUCGCCCCGGCUGCCGCCUGUGAUCCCGCACCCGCUCUCCCGGCUCGGCGACCCGGAGCGCCUGGCUCUGCGCGGGUUCGCGCCUCGCGGACAGCGGCCUGCAGGGGGCAGCGGAGGCGCCCGGGCCCCGCCGCCGCAGCCCCCCGAGCCGGAGCUGCUGGCGCCCGCCUCCCGCGGUGCCCGCUCCCUCCCGGCCCCCCGGCAGCCGCAGGAGGUCUCCGCCCGCGCGGCCCCGGGCAAGCCCAAGCUCCCGCUGUUCGGUACGUGCCGGCAGAGCGUGGGGAGGGGCCCGCAAGGGGCCAGUCUGCCCCCGUCCCGUGGGAGCUGGAGGGAGCCCCCGGGGCGGGCAGAGCUGCCGCGCGAGGAGAGCACAGGCCAACAAGCUGACAUUGGAAACUCAGCAGUAAGCAGAGCAAGUUUUGCUAGCAGCAGGACCAGUUUACUGUCUCAGCCUGGGGGACAGCUCAGUAUUGAAGCUGAUGAGCUGGAGCACAUUUUGCAUGAAAAAAUGAGAUCUGGAGGCUAUUUUACUAUGAGACAACUGUUCAAAAACAAUGACCCUGAGGGCAAGGGGCAGGUCAAUAGAGAUGUGUUACUAAUGAUGCUGACCAAAUUUCUUGGAAGGUGUAUCAGCUUCAAGCAGUAUCAGCAACUUCUUCUAAGGCUUAAGCUACAGGACAAAGCCAUUAUCAAGUUUGAAGAGUUAUAUGCAGCAAUUCGUGAUCCUGCUACUUCUGGGGCUCCAGCCUGGCUUGAUCCCAUCAGCCACAGACAGGGGGGCGGAGUCAUGAUGACUGCAUCACAGGUGCAUGCACAACUAAAAGAAAAAGCAAAACAAAGGUCCCUGGAUAUUGCUGAUCUGAUGCCCCAGAAGAACCCGGGUGAUGACAUCAGGAUUCUGAUGCCUGAGUUUAAGAACAUACUUAACAAACUAGGUUUUCACAUUGGAAAUGAGGAGUUUGAAAAGCUUUGGAGAAGAUAUGACACAGAAGGAACAGGAGUUCUGAAAGGAGAUAUACUACUUAAAAAAUUAGGAGCUAAGCUCCAAAAUGGAUCUUCAAACAAUGCUAAAAUUUCUGGGCAAAGCAGGGAAAUCUCGGAAGCAGAGUGGGAACGCAGAGCUUCACUUGACAUAGAAAGGUGGCUGAAAGAUAAAUUCAGAGAAGGAUUUAGAAACAUGAAAGAAGAAUUUGAAAAACAUGACCCACAAAAAACAGGCAAGGUGGGAAAAGAAUCCUUCUUGUCAAUCCUACAAAAAUUUGACAUGCAUCUCAAAAAGGAGCAUUUUAACCUUUUCCUGGCAAGAUGUGGCCUUGAAAACAGCCAAACUGGGAUCAAUUAUUUGGAUCUUCUAAGGAACUUCCAGGAUCGUAGUGACAGAGGGAUCACACACAAAAUUCUCUCUAAUCCCAAGCAUAAAUUUCAUCGUGAAGGGAGCAUCAGCCCAGCUUCCACUCUGACUGCAAUUGAAGCCAAGUUGUCAAAUUUGUUUCAGUCUGAUUUCCUUUCACUCUUGGCCACAUUCCAAAAAAUUGACAGGUUGGAGAGAGAGGUCAUUAGUCAGCAGGAGUUUCAAGCAGCAAUUGAGAGCAGGUUUGGCGUGGAGAUUACUGAUGAAGAGUUUGAGCUGCUACUUGACAGAAUCCCCCUUGAUGAAGAUGGAAAUGUCAGAUACCCCCAGUUCAUGGCCAUGUUUGAUUCUCGCAGAGGGUUGCCUAGUCUCUUUGAUGAAAAAUCUGUAACAAAUUCUGCGUGUGAGCCUAACGAAGACAAAGAUGGGCAGAAACAGAAACAAAAUAUCCCUAACCAGAAAGUGAAAUACACCUGUGGAAGAACUCCAAUGCAGCUGUUCAAGAUUAUUAAAAGCUUGCUAAAUAAACACUACCAAGCAAUAGAGAAAGAGUUUGAAGAUUUAGAUGAAAUGAACUCCCGGCGCCUCACUCAGGAGACUAUGUACCUUCUCUUGAAGAGGUUUGACAUCCGACCUGAAAUAACUCGAGGUGAAAUCCACAGGCUGUGGGAAACUUUAAUUACAAAUCAGGACAAUACCCUUGACUUCAUGGAGUUCGUGAGACAUUUUGGAUACUCCCCCAGCUCUUCAUGUUUCCCCAAUGCCAAGAUUAGUCCACCCAGAAAAGGGGACAAUAAUUUCAGGCUGUGUUCUAAAAAGCUCAGCUGUGAUUCUGAUAUACUGGUGGACAGGGUGCGAGCAAAAGUGGAGUAUUUGUGGGAUGAUCUAAAGAAAGAGUUUGAAGACCUAGACCCCUACCAUACAGGCUUUGUAAGCAAGGAGGAAUUUAAAGAUAUUUUGACUGAGCUCUGUGUGCAUCUUAAUGAGUAUGAAUGUGAAAUGCUGGGACAGAAAUUUGAAAGCAAUGGAGAUGGAUGUGUUUCAUACCUGGAGUUUCUGAAGCCCUUUGCUUUAAGUAGACAAAGAUGGAAGAAUGGGAAUAACAUGGCUGCUGUUAUGCAGGCAUCUCAGGGUGAGAUAGAUCAAUCCCACACGGGAAGGCAGACUGCAGAGCUGGGUGGUCUGACAACCAGACUACAAAAAAAGUUACGAGGGGACUGGAAGACCCUUCUAAGAGCUUUUAAGAAGCUGGAUAUUUACAGCAAUGGCUACCUCUCUUUGCCAGAAUUCAGAUCUGUCCUGAAGCUCUGUAAACUUCUGCUAGAUGAAGAUGAGGUUUACCACAUUUUAUCUAAGUUUGAUCCCAACCUGGGUGGGCAAAUUGAUUACAAGUCCUUUUUGGAAGAAACUUGCAAAAAAGGCCAACCACGUACAGCCAAAAAAUCUACUGCAAACCCACAAUAAAAUAAUGUAGAAUAUUCUUGUGAGUAGAAGCGGAAGAAUGGUGUCUGCAUGCUCCCGGCUAAGUCAUUUGCUUCUCUUUGUAGUGUGCAUCACUGCUUUGUGUCUUUUGGCUACUCAUGAGUUGCCCACUGUAUUACCAGUUGUUUUGUAGGGGGAUAAUAAAAACUGUGAGAGCAGAGAAUGAAGCUGAGUAUUAAAUACUGUACUAUAUUUAAAAUGUAAUUCAAGCUGUUACUAAGAAAACUAACAUUCUGAAAAGCAGAGGGAAGGAUGCAGCUUAGAGAGAUGCUAAUUUUUAAGAAAAUAAAACUUUCAGUGAAGGUAAUGCAUGGAUUUUUGCUGUGUAGGAUGCAAUGACAAUGGGAAAGAGUCCCUUUGAUAUCACUGGGAGUUGGAUCAGGUCCUUUGUAUGUGUUAGCCAGAAUUUGGCCCUUAAUAUAAACACACAUUUUCUUGCUUAGUUGUCUUUUCUUUUUUCUUACAAACAUAGUUUCUCCACAAAGUACAACAGGCAGAGGACCCAAUUCUGCAGCAGCUCUGCACAUGACUUCACUGAACCUUCCCUGCUCAAAGCAGCUGUAUGUUUAGACCCAUGUUAUUUAUCUGUUUCUUUUUGUAGUACAAAUACAUUUUCAUAAUUAUGUAAAUGCAUAGUUGGUUUGGUUAAAUAAAUAUCUGGACUCACUUAAA
Caretta caretta (loggerhead turtle) is the source of this 3852-nucleotide messenger RNA. RefSeq names its product EF-hand calcium-binding domain-containing protein 6-like. The record is from RefSeq and is a predicted model, not a curated record. NCBI's taxonomy places the organism in Eukaryota, Metazoa, Chordata, Testudines, Cheloniidae. Gene Ontology annotation, molecular function: calcium ion binding.